Molecule: messenger RNA, 1307 nt
Organism: Chironomus riparius
Lineage: Eukaryota; Metazoa; Arthropoda; Insecta; Diptera; Chironomidae
Source: the annotation of a GenBank genome assembly
AAUUAUUCUAAAAUAAUAAAUUUAUGCUUGUUGUAUUCAUAAUAUGCUGACAUCAGUAAAAAAUGACAAAUAUAUACUCAAAAAUAAGAUCGGUGAAGGAGCAUUUUCAGAAGUCUUUAAAGCGAAGAAAGAUCCAACACGAGAAUUAGUUGCAGCAAAGCGAUUGACAAGAUAUUUUGUAAACAUUGAAGAGGUAGAAGACUAUACUGAAUUGAAAGUGCUAAGAAAACUUACAUCUCAUGACAACGUGGCUACGAUCAUCGAUUAUAUAUUUCAAGAUAAUUGUUUAAUAUUAUUAUUUGAAUUGAUGGAUUUUUCACUCUACGACUUUAUCAAAGAUCGUAAAAAGAAGUUAUCAGAAACACGUUGUAAGAACUAUUUGUUUCAACUUGGUCAAGGAUUGAUGUACCUUCAUACUAAUGAAAUAUUUCAUCGAGACCUGAAGCCUGAAAAUUGUCUUUUACGAAUUAAUCCAGAACUGUUAAAAUCAAAUCCAACGCAAGCAGAAAUAAUUCAAAUUGCUGAUCUUGGUUCUGCUACAUUUACACAGUAUCCAUUUCCACGUUCUCCAUACAUAUCAACAAGAUGGUAUCGUUCACCGGAAAUUAUAUUAGCACCUGGAUAUUAUGGACCAAAGAUGGAUAUAUGGGCACUCGGUUGUGUCUUUUAUGAAAUGCUUACUUUUCAUCCACUCUUUCCUGGCAUUAAUGAUUCGGAUCAGCUUGAAAAAAUUCAUCGUAUUCUCGGGAAGCCAAGUAAAUACAUGCUGACAAGGUUCAAAAAAAUGAAUUAUGAAUGUGAUUUUGAAGAUAAAAGACCAGUCGAUUUAUACAAAAUUUUGCCAAUGUUAAGCACAAAUGGAAUUGAAAUUCUAAAGAGAACUCUUGCUUAUCAUCCAGAUAAUCGAAUAACAGCAAAGAAACUACUCGAGCAUGUCUAUUUUGAUGACUUAAGGAACAGAUUUGAGAAAAAACUUUCAUUAAAAGGGAUGCUCUGCACAAAAUCGGACACAACGUCAACAGCAAAAUCGAAAAAACUGAAAUCUAGCUUCAGUAAUGUCAGUUCGAUUAGUGGCUUUGAUAUAGUUCAGCAACAACUUUCAAAAUAUGAGCUCGAACGUAAUUGGAAUAAUCCAAAAGGAUCAUUUAAGAAGAGUUUUAUUAAAAAUUUCGAAUCGUCAAUCGUUGGUUCAGAUUGAACAUAAAUCACAUUGUUCUUUCAUUGCUGUUUACUGAAAAUUUAUAUUAAAGUGAAUUUGAAAAGGAAUUCUGUUGUGUUUGUGGAUAUAAAGUUAUUUGCUUUGAUAA